Messenger RNA from Oncorhynchus nerka (sockeye salmon), 2631 nucleotides. Its product is annotated as ras-related protein Rab-38-like. Gene Ontology annotation, cellular component: phagocytic vesicle; lysosome; Golgi apparatus. The record is from RefSeq and is a predicted model, not a curated record. Gene Ontology annotation, biological process: phagosome-lysosome fusion; endosome to lysosome transport. The transcript is spliced from 4 exons. The coding region runs from base 1942 to 2631 and encodes 229 amino acids. Lineage: Eukaryota; Metazoa; Chordata; Actinopteri; Salmoniformes; Salmonidae. Gene Ontology annotation, molecular function: GTPase activity; GTP binding.
GUUAACCUAUCGUAGCAGGCGUAGAACGACCAGACUUGUGUUAACCUAUCGUAGCAGGCAUAGAACGACCAGACUUGUGUUAACCUAUCGUAGCAGGCGUAGAACGACCAGACUUGUGUUAACCUAUCGUAGCAGGCAUAGAACAACCAGGCUUGUGUUAACCUAUCGUAGCAGGCAUAGAACAACCAGGCUUGUGUUAACCUAUCGUAGCAGCCGUAGAACGACCAGGCUUGUGUUAACCUAUCGUAGCAGCCGUAGAAAACCCAGGCUUGUGUGGGCGUAGACAACUUUAUCGGUUAAAGGGGUGUGGUCGUCAAACAGCUGACGCUUCACGCUCAGAGGAAUGGCAACUGCUUAUACAUGAGAUGAUCGCGCGCACACAGGCUGCUUGACCUAACUUGACAGCUGAUGACAUCAUUUUUUAUAACUUUUUUGCACUAGAUGGAAUGGUCACAAACACGUCACCAACACGGACAGUUGUGCGUGAAUACAUUGGACGUGUAUGGAAAUAGAAAAAGUGAUAAAAUAAAUAAACUGGAAUAUUUUUGAGAAUGCAUAUUUGAAAUAAGUGAGACAGGAUAUGAAUGUUUGUUUCUUUCUCUCUCUCUAUCAAUUAAUGUACUAGUUUAGGCUAGAAUAUGUGGAGGAUUACCUUAUUUGGCAUACAGACAACUUCAGGUAAUGGGGAAAAGGGAGCUGCUGGAAAGUGGACCCAUAUGGAACGAGAAAAAGAUAGACACUGACUUGGACUCAGAGUGAUGUAAAGUAGUUAAGUAAAAAUACGUGAAAGUACUACUUAAUUCGUUUUUGUGGGGUAUCUGUACUUUACUUUUUAUAUAUAUAUUUUAUCCUGACACCCUAAUUUACUCGUUACAUUUUGAAUGCUUAGCAAGACAGGAAAAUAGCCUAAUUCACACACUUAUCAAGAGAACUUCCCUGGUCAUCCCUACUGUCUCUGAUCUGGCAGACUCACUAAACACAUGCUUCGUUUGUAAAUUAAGUCCGUGUUGGAGCAUGCCCCUGGCUAUCCGUAUGUAUUAUGCCAUCUAGUUUGCUUUAUAUAAGGAAUCUGAAAUUAUUUAUACUUUUACGUUUGAUACUUAAGUAUUUUUUACCAAUACCAUUUACUUUUGAUACUUAAAUCUUUUUUAAACCAAAUACUUUUAGACUUUUACUCAAGUAGUAUUGUACUGGGUGACUUUCACUUGCACUUGAGUAAUUUUCUAUUAUGGUAUCUUUAACUCAAGUAUGACAAUUGGGUAAUUUUUUAACCACUGCUUGGAAAAUUUGUUUCUUUAUGUAAUUUUCCAUGACAUUUUUCUAUGUGAAUAACUAUGUGGUGUAGUUGGCCUUCAUUUGAUCGGUUAAAGGGGUGUGGUCGUCAAACAGCUGACGGGCAGAAGAAGCUUCACGCGCAGAUAAACGGCAACGACUUUUAGAAAAGUUGAGCACGCACACAGACCGCAGGCUGUUUGACCUCAUUUGACAGUUAGUUAAUGACUUUGCGCUGACAGCACUUUUUAGAAGUUCUCCUUUUUAGCGCCAGAUGGAAUGAAGGUUAGGUAACUGGUGAAGAGCCACCAAUACGCACAGUCGUGCGUGGAUUCAUUGGACUUGUAUAGAAAUAGAAAAACAGAGAAAAUACAAAAUAACUUCCGGACUAUUUUUGAGUGCAUAUUUUGAAUAAGUGGAGACGGGAUGUAAAUGUUUUUUCUCUAUCAAUUGACUUGUCUGUGUGACAAAUAAGACAGUUUACAACUUCAGUAACGGGAAAAGAGAGCUGCGAAAAGUGGACCCAUAUGGAAUAAAAACAACUGAAAAAAGAGACACUGGCUUUUGGAAUAUUUUUUUCUGCAUGUCAUUUUUCAUAAAACAUUUCUAUGUGGACAAUAAUGUGGUGUAACUAGACGUGAUUGUUUUCUACCAACUCAUAGUCCAACCAUGCAGCAACAACGCUUGCUCAAGGUCCUGGUCAUCGGUGACUUGGGUGUCGGCAAGACGUCUAUAAUCAAGCGUUAUGUCCAUCAGAUAUUCUCUCAACAUUACCGGGCCACCAUAGGAGUAGACUUCGCUCUCAAAAUCCUCAAUUGGGAUCACAAGACGGUGGUGCGUCUGCAGUUGUGGGACAUAGCCGGCCAGGAGCGCUAUGGCAACAUGACGCGAGUGUACUACCGUGAGGCUGUGGGUGCGUUGGUGGUGUUUGACAUGACCCGAGCCUCUACCUUCCAGGCUGUCCUCAAGUGGAAGAGCGAUCUCGACUCCAAGGUUGCUCUGGGCAACGGGAGGCCAAUUCCGGCCGUCCUAUUGGGUAAUAAGUGUGACCAACUGAGCACUGGUCUCUGCUCCAAACUGCCCAAACUGGAGAACUUCACCAGAGACCACGGCUUUGUGGGGUGGUACGAGACCUCAGCCAAGGACAACACCAACAUCGAUGCGGCCAUCAUGUGUUUGGUAGAGAGCAUCAUGGCGGUAGAGGAGGAGAGGUCGUCAGGUGGAGAUACUAGAGACCCCAGUGUCCUGCUCCUACCACGCUUUGACUACAAUAUGAAAGAGAGGACAGGGGGGCCAGGGUGUGAUGGGUGUAAUAAAAAGAUUACUCUGCCGGGACGGAGAGAGAUGGGGGAUAUCUGA